AUGGGGAUGGAAGAAGGACUUAAGGAAAAUGCUGUAUCAGCUUCCAAUCUGAGACCUUUAAACCAAUGUAGGACUCUUUUACCGAUACGGGUGCUUCAGGUUUUCUUGUUGUUCUUUGUUUUGGUCCUUGGAAUCUCAGUCGUUAGUCUGCACAUGAUCAAGUACCUGAAGAUUCAAACUUUGGCUCCAACCAUAUUGAUCUCUACAUGUGAUGAAAGAAGUACAUUAGAAAGUUUUAUCAAGCCUAGUGUUUGGCACUCCAUGAAUGACAGCGAGCUUCUCUGGCGCGCAUCAAUGGAGCCACGGAGAUAUGAAUAUCCUUUUAAAAGGGUUCCUAAAAUAGCAUUCAUGUUUCUCACCAAAGGCCCUUUGCCCUUUGCUCCACUUUGGGAAAUGUUUUUCAAAGGGCAUGAGGAUUUUUACUCAAUCUACGUCCACACGUUGCCAAAUUAUAAACCGGAUUUCCCAAGCUCCUCUGUGUUUUACAGAAGACAGAUCCCAAGUCAGCCUGUGGCUUGGGGAGAGAUGAGUAUGUGUGAAGCUGAAAGGAGGCUUUUGGCUAACGCUUUGCUAGAUUUCUCUAAUGAAUGGUUUGUUCUGCUCUCUGAAGCUUGCAUUCCUCUUCGUGGUUUCGACUUCAUCUACAGUUACAUUUCCAGAUCAAAAUAUAGUUUCAUGGGUUCUGCUGACAAAGACGGGCCUUACGGGAGAGGCAGAUACAGCUACGCAAUGGGACCUGAAGUCCAACUAGGCCAGUGGAGAAAAGGGUCUCAGUGGUUUGAAAUUAACCGAUAUCUUGCUCUUGACAUUGUUGAAGACAUCGUUUACUAUCACAAAUUCAAAGAGUUUUGUAGACCUCCUUGUUAUGUGGAUGAACAUUACUUCCCAACAAUGCUCUCAAUUCGAUAUUCUAAUUUGCUGGCCAACAGGACAUUAACUUGGACAGAUUGGUCAAGAGGUGGUGCUCAUCCUUCUACUUUUGGCAAGUCUAAUAUAACAGAGAGGUUUCUUAAGAAGCUUCCUCAUGCUCAUUCCUGCUUCUACAAUGAUCAGCCAUCUCAAGUGUGUUAUCUUUUUGCAAGAAAGUUUGCGCCGAGCGCACUGGAGCCAUUACUUAAACUUGCACCAAAGGUUCUUGGAUACUAA
This is a messenger RNA of Eutrema salsugineum, 1146 nucleotides long. RefSeq lists its product as uncharacterized. The record is from RefSeq and is a predicted model, not a curated record. Bases 1 to 1146 code for a protein of 381 amino acids. Gene Ontology annotation, cellular component: membrane. Lineage: Eukaryota; Viridiplantae; Streptophyta; Magnoliopsida; Brassicales; Brassicaceae. The transcript is spliced from 2 exons. Gene Ontology annotation, molecular function: glycosyltransferase activity.